UCUGGAUUUGAAGUUUUGAGCUAACGAAAAUCGACUUUAGUAGAAAAACCAAAACAAAUUUAAAAUCAUCUGCUCCUACUGUCACUUGCUACAAAUUUCCCCAAAUCCGAACCUCAAUUCCCGCCGGUCGAUUCGGGCUCACGUUGGAAUCGGGCCACACAUCAUGGCGUCGAAGCAAAUGGAAGAAGUGCAGAAGAAAUUGGCGAUGUUGAAUUACCCCAGAGCCAAUACGCCGGCGCAGUCACUCCUCUUUGCCGGCAUGGAGCGCUACGCCCUUCUAGAAUGGCUCUUCUUCAAAUUAUUGGGUGAUAAAUCUCCUUUUUCGCAGCAGAAUCUACAAGGAGAUGCUGUGGAUCGAGAUGAAGAGACCUCCAGGAUACAAUAUUUGGCAGAGAUUGCAAAAUUUUUGGGUAUCACCACUACUAUAGACACUGAAGCCAUCCAAGGUCGAGGAAGUUAUGAUGAUCGUACCGAAAUGUUGCAUCUUAUUGUAGAUCUUGUGGAGGCAAGCAUCCAUGCUGAUAAUCCUGAGUGGAGUGUAGAUGAGCAAGUAGCUAAAGAUAUUCAGCUCAUUGAUGCUAUAGCUGAGAAACAAGCUCAAAUUUUUUCUGAAGAGUGCAAAUUGUUUCCAGCAGAUGUGCAGAUCCAAUCAAUAUAUCCACUGCCAGAUAUAUCUGAUUUGGAGAAACAGCUUUCAGAUCAAUCAAACAGACUUCUAAACCUUCAGGAGAUGGUUGAUGAUCUAGCUUCUAAGCAUCCGUAUAAUCCAGAUGAAGAUUACAUUGAUGUUGAAGCAAAAUUACGGGAACAUCUAGAAUCUUUCCUUGAAACUGCAAGAUCGUUCAACACCAUUUACACCAAGGAAAUACGUCCUUGGACACAUAUGAUGGAGGUUCCCCAACUUCAUGGUUUUGGACCAGCUGCAAAUAGAUUGUUGGAGGCAUAUAAAAUGCUUUUGAAGUUCCUGGGAAACUUGAAGAAUCUUCGGGAUUCACAUGCAGCAGUAGCAGUUGGAUCUUCUGAAACAGUUGCUGGAGAGCCGUCCUCAGUAAUGCGAAUAAUUUCAGAGUGUGAAACUGCUUUAACAUUCUUGAACAGGGAUCUUGGAAUCCUCUCUGCAUCUAUUGCUCGUGAAAAGGGCGAGGACGUCUCUUUAUAAAUGUGUAGAGAAGUUGGUCAAUGUUUAAAUUGUGCAUCUCAUUGUUCGGUUGAGUAUGUGUUGUGGUAUUCGCUCUGUUAUUGUAUUGGCAAAGUUCAUCAAAUGCCCAUUCUAAGUUCUAACAUACUGAAAUAUCUACAUUAACUCCAGAUAUCAAUAUAACCAUCCAGAUUUGUUUUGUUA
Salvia hispanica is the source of this 1342-nucleotide messenger RNA. RefSeq names its product nuclear matrix protein (gene AUG7). Gene Ontology annotation, cellular component: HAUS complex. Gene Ontology annotation, biological process: microtubule organizing center organization; spindle assembly. Lineage: Eukaryota; Viridiplantae; Streptophyta; Magnoliopsida; Lamiales; Lamiaceae. Gene Ontology annotation, molecular function: microtubule minus-end binding. The record is from RefSeq and is a predicted model, not a curated record.